Molecule: messenger RNA, 2700 nt
Organism: Purpureocillium takamizusanense
Lineage: Eukaryota; Fungi; Ascomycota; Sordariomycetes; Hypocreales; Ophiocordycipitaceae
Gene: CDC55
Product: protein phosphatase 2A regulatory subunit cdc55
Exons: 6
Coding region: 507-1949 (480 amino acids)
Biological process (GO): peptidyl-serine dephosphorylation
Cellular component (GO): protein phosphatase type 2A complex; cytosol
Molecular function (GO): protein phosphatase regulator activity; protein binding
Source: RefSeq, a predicted model, not a curated record
CACCUCACCUGCUACCUUGGCCUGCCCGCCCGCCCACCUACCUGGGCUGCUGAGGUACUAUUGCCUUACCACCACCACCUCAACCAUCAGUGGCCUGGCUGGGCUGGCUAUUACCCUACCACCAGCCAGCCAACCUUGCCUAGCCCCGUCCGCUGCUUUGGCAUCCACCGCACCCAUCCCGCAUCCCGCCAUCUCGCUCGACAAACCCACGUCACGUCACGACACGACUCUGCAUCGACGCUCCCGCCGUUCUCCCAUCGACCUCGCCCAGCUCCAACGACGGGGAGCCAUCGUCGUCCGCCGCAGCGCCUUACCCGCAGAGCCGAACCGUCCUGUCCCACCUCCCCCCUUGGCGUGAUCAGAGCUCUUCACCUCGCGAGCCCUUGUCGACGGAGGAGGUCCUUUCCACCCCCACGUCCUCCGCCAAACACCAAGCGCGCUCUGCCGCUUCGUUUCCCUACCAUCGUCGUUUUCGCCGUCACCUCCCGCUAUCGCUGCCCCCCAAGAUGGUUGACAGCGAAGCGAACUCACCCACGUGGAAGUUCACCCAGUGUUUCGGAGACAAGGGCGAUGUUGAGGAUAUCACUGAAGCCGACAUCAUUUCCACCGUCGAAUUCGACCACACUGGAAACUAUCUAGCUACCGGAGACAAGGGAGGACGGGUUGUUCUGUUUGAGCGGAAUGAGACUAAGAAGUCCUGCGAAUACAAGUUCCAUACCGAAUUCCAAUCUCAUGAGCCUGAGUUUGAUUAUCUCAAGUCGCUCGAGAUAGAGGAGAAAAUCAACAAGAUCAAAUGGUGCCGCCGCCAAAACGCCUCUCACUACCUGCUCUCCACCAACGAUAAGACCAUCAAACUCUGGAAGGUCUUCGAGAAGUCGCUCAAAGUCGUGGCAGAGAACAAUCUCUCACAGGAUGCCACGCCUGCAAAUGCUGCCGGUGGCGGCGGCGCCUCCCGUCCCCUUGCAACCUCUCAACAUUUUCGCAACGCAGCUGAUCUCAAGCUGCCGCGUCUGACACACCACGACACUGUGGUUGCCGCUGUUCCUCGUCGGACGUACGCCAACGCUCACGCCUAUCACAUCAACAGCAUCUCCGUAAACAGCGACGGAGAGACUUUCAUCAGCAGUGACGACUUGCGCAUCAACCUCUGGAACCUCAAUAUACAAGACCAAAGCUUCAAUAUCGUCGACAUCAAGCCCGCCAACAUGGAGGAACUGACUGAGGUCAUCACAGCUGCUGAGUUCCAUCCUGUUAGCUGUAACUGGUUCAUGUAUGCCAGUUCCAAGGGCACAAUCAAGCUUGCCGAUAUGCGCGAGAGCGCUUUGUGCGACCAGCACGCCAAACUCUUCGAGCAGGAAGAGGAUCCAUCGUCACGCUCAUUCUUCUCCGAGAUCAUAUCCUCCAUAUCUGAUGUCCGCUUCUCCCAUGAUGGGCGGUACAUCCUGUCCCGCGACUAUCUAACAGUCAAGAUCUGGGAUAUCAACAUGGAGCGACAGCCUGUGAAGACGAUACCGAUCCACGAGCACCUGCGACCGCGCCUAUGCGACACGUACGAGAACGACAGCAUAUUUGACAAAUUCGAGGUGGUCUUCUCAGGAGACGCAAAGAACGUCAUGACGGGCAGCUACAACAACAACUUCAUGAUCUACCCGUCAGACCCGGACAAGGAGGUCGAGGUGGUUCUCCAGGCGGACAAGUCGGCGUUCAAGGCCAAGAAAGUUGGAGUUCCUACACCAAUAAACGCUUCGACUAGCCCAACGACGAACGGAGGCAAGAAGAACGGCUCGAGAGCUGGCAGCCCAGCCGGUGGCGCCCAGAGGAUGCGCAAGGAGACGGAUGCCGAUCAGAUCGACUUCAACAAAAAGAUUCUGCAUAUGAGCUGGCACCCAUUCGAGGAUAGCAUUGCUAUUGCCGCGACCAACAAUCUCUUCGUCUUUUCAGCACUGUAAUCGGGAGCUCCCUGUGUCGGGGGGCAGGCCAUCAAAGAAGACUCGUUACGUCUUUUACCAGCGGUUGCAUCGGGUCAUGCAAUUGCAGGGGAGGCCGGGAGGCCGCCAUCGUUGUGAGCUGCCUUGUGAUCGGGACUCUCACGAUGUGGUUGACGCACCACUUGCGGCAGCCACGGAAGUGACUUGGAGCCCAUGACUCUGCCUGUGUGCCCGACCAGGAAAGACAGUGCCGCGUGGAUGGCAUCUGGUUGAAGCUGUAGGGGUGCUGCGGGUUUGGUCGGUAAAGCCAGAGGUGAAUAUGAGCGACAUGCCGCAUACAUGGUCGAGGACGAGAUGGCUGGAAGACGGGGACAGGAUAGAUGGCAAUACGCCUGCGGGUGAACCCACACGAGCAGGGCAACCCUGUGCUGGUGCGCUCUGUAGAGCAAUGUACGUGGCUCCCCUUUGCAGCCGCCAGGUGUCAGAGCGGGUGCCAGUCGUAUUCAAGUCUUUGGUGGCGGGUUAGGGAAUGGCAGGGCUACCAGGCGCAUCCGCACAGUUGCAGACAAAAGACCAACGACAGAGAUUUGAGGUACAAAACAACUUGUAACGCACACGGCCAUGUGGAUGUUCGUAUAGCAAGUCUCGGUGGCUCACCAGUUUUACUCCGAGAGCAGAUCCUCGAUGAUGCCAGAUGCAGCGACGAUAGCCUGCUGCACUGCAAUGACUUGACGUGACCUUCUGUAGGUACUACCUGGGUACAAGUUUAUAC